Messenger RNA from Schistosoma bovis, 1205 nucleotides. NCBI's taxonomy places the organism in Eukaryota, Metazoa, Platyhelminthes, Trematoda, Strigeidida, Schistosomatidae. The record is from the annotation of a GenBank genome assembly.
GAUUUAUUUACCGCUACAGGACUAAGGUCAGCAUCUCGCCCAAAUACAGACUGCAAGGAACAAAUGUUUCACUAAUUGUACCAAGCAAAGUAGAAGUUCAUGUUAGCAUUGUCCUUCAGAUGUGUACCUGACGACCUUGAAACCUGUACAUGAUUUAUUCAUGCAUAAGGUUUUCUCAACGGAUUCGUCCGAUAUUACGGAAUUUUAAAUCAUCUGCUUUUGGCAAUGUCAAUUACUCACGAAAAAACUCACAAUUUCGGACACCGGUAUCCACCGACACGGUGUUUAAACCUGGAUUAAGAUUGGCUCUGAAGUGCGGAGUUUUCACUGUCAUAUCUACUAAUGCAAUUUUUCUGGGAUCGCUUAUUUUGGGCUUCGAGGCUUGGCAAGCUCGUUAUUCCAAAGCAAAAAGUGAUUACGCCAUUAGAAAUUUCAUUUCUACGGUUCGCGAUUACAUAGAAAAGAUUUUAGGCAGACCUCUACAAGCCUUUGAUGUUUACUGGGCUAUCGUAGUUUGCAAUGUCCUGGUCUUUCUUGCUCUUAACAGUCAAUUUUCCUCCACCCUUCUACCUUAUUUCUGCAGCAGUCCAUAUGGGUCCACUCCUGUAUUAUCACUGGUGCUUAGUUUAUUUUCGCACAAAAGUCUAUUCCAUUUGGGUAUCAAUAUGUAUGUUUUGCACAGUUUCGCAUCAUCAGUUAUGUCGCUUGUCGGUGUUGAGGAUUUUUUCAGUGUUUUUAUUGCUGGUGGAAUCUUCUCAGGUUAUAUUAGUUUGAUGAAUAAAUUACUACGGAGAUCUGCAUUUCCAUCAUUAGGUGCCAGUGGAGGUAUAUGCGCUAUUAUUGGUGCAUUUUCUAUGCUUCAGCCAAAUGCUAGGUUAUGUGUACCGUUUAUUGUUGACUUUAUACCUCAUUCAUUUCAAGCGAGCAGUGCAGUUUGGAUUAUUCUUAGCAUUGAAAUAUUUGGGCUUAUAUUCUUGAGUCGUCGUAGUGCAUUAGAUCACGCUGCACAUGCUGGUGGUUUGAUCUUUGGCAUGCUGUAUGGUAGCAAUGGUGUUGAAUCAAUUUGGAAACGACAUCGUGCUGUAUUAUCUUGGUGGAAGAAUAUUCGUGAUUAAAAACAUAGAUUACAAUGAUAUUUUUAGGAUGUUCUCUAUAGUUGUAAUUUUAUAAUAAACAUUCAACAAAAAAAGAUGGUUGUAUGCUUU